AGCAGGCGAGCUCAUCCCCGGCCGAGCCGCUCCCGGGCGCAGGGCGAGCCGCGGGGCCCCCCCGGGGGCAGGAUGGCGGCGCCCUGGCGCUGGGUGAUCCCCGUGACAUCACAAUGGUGGCAGGCCCGAGCGCCGCCGGGCUGGGCACGGAGGGGAGGCGGCGGGGCUGACUCAUGGGUUCGCGGCGUCGGCGGCGGCUCCUCCCCGCCCAGCCCCUCUCCAGCCCCUGCCCAUGGGCCGCUGCCCCAGCGCUCCGCGGCUAGCGGGGGUGGAGUCGCCGGUGCCCCCUCCCCGCCUCCCGCACUGGCCCGGGCGAGGCUCUGCCCGCACUGCACGUGGGCCAUGGAGGAGAAGGUCUCGGCCGCCGCCGGGCUGCACGGCCGCCGGGGCUACCCGGCCGUGCGCUGCCUGGGUAUCGCCGUGGAUGAAAACAACGUCCGGCCAGGCGCGCUGCAGCUGAUCCGGGAGCUGAGACCGCAGUGGGAGACGGAGCGAGUGAAAACCAAGCUCUUCACCGACGGCAUCACCAACAAGCUCAUGGCCUGCUAUAUGGACGAGGGGAUGAGGGACGCGGUCCUGGUGCGGGUCUACGGCAGGAAGACGGAGCUCUUUGUGGACAGGGAAAAUGAGCUGAAGAAUUUCCAGGUGCUGCGAGCCCACGGCUGCGCCCCCAACCUCUACUGCACCUUCCAAAACGGCUUGUGUUACGAGUUCAUGCAGGGGACGGCGCUGGGACCUGAGCAUGUGCAGCAGCCACAGAUCUUCAGGUUGAUAGCCUGGGAAAUGGCCAAAAUGCACGCAAUUCACGCCAACGGGAGCCUCCCCAAGCCCAGCCUGUGGCACAAGCUACACAAGUACCUUACCAUCGUGAAAACAGAGGUCAUCACCAAGGCAUCCAUCCCCAGGUUCCGUCAGGAAGUGCCCAGUCUGGAGGUGCUAGAACAAGAGGUUGCCUGGCUGAAGGAAUAUCUCUCCCAGCUGGGCUCACCCAUCGUACUGUGCCAUAACGACCUGCUGUGCAAAAACAUUAUCUACAAUGAGACCGAAGACCACGUGCGGUUCAUAGACUACGAAUACGCCGGUUACAAUUACCAGGCUUUCGACAUUGGGAACCACUUUAAUGAAUUUGCAGGGGUGAACGAGGUGGAUUACAGCCUAUAUCCCAGCAGAGACACUCAGCUGCAAUGGCUGAGGCGCUACCUGCAAGCCUACAAGCAACUGAGCCGGGAGAACCAGGGAAACGGCGGGGGAGUCGUCUCGGACAAGGAGCUGGAGACCCUCUACGUGCAAGCGAACCAGUUUGCUUUAGCCUCUCAUUUCCUUUGGGCAUGCUGGGCCCUGAUCCAGGAUAAAUAUUCCACCAUAGACUUUAACUUCUUCAGGUAUGCAAGGCUAAGAUUUAAACAGUACUUCAAGGCAAAGUCUGUGGUGACAGCCCUGGAGAUGCCAAAAUGACGUCUCAAGGCUGCUUCAGGUCCACAAGAUUCCCAGCUAUUUUCUCCUGUACAGGUUGGCUGCUGCCAUGACCUCAGUCGGCCACCGGCUAGUGGAGGGGGCAGAUAGUCUGGAGGGAGAGGGGGAAGGGGAAGGAAGACUUUCCGGGAAGCCAAAGAUUAAACGAAGCCCCUGGAGCACAGUUAUCCCAUCUCUGGAUUUAGCCCCAUCGUUGGUUUUGCUGAUGGUGCUGUUCCGGGGGAUGAUGACAGGACUUGGCUGCUGGCAAGACAGUUGGUUCCAGGACUGGAGCAUGAGACAUUCAGGAUGGCCAUGAGCUCAGCUGGACUUAAAGAUUUCAGGACUGCCUUGCAGAUUAGUAUCGCCUUAAGAUUGGAGCUGUGUUCCUUGGGCCGGGCGACCCGGCAGGUAUGUGCUUUACCAAAACAAACCGUGCUGCUGUUUGGUGUCACAUCCUCCACAGGGGAUGGGGAAUUCUGCUUGGUCAAUCCUGUCUCAAGUGGGGAUGGGGCUGACUCCGUGCCCCUCACCCACACAACCCCCUUCUGCCCCACACUGCAAGGGGCUGGCUCUAGACUCCUCCCCCUUUAUUUCUGAAUGCACACUUAGGGCUUACACAAGGCAACCUGCACAGGGGCUGCAGUCAGAGGGUCUGGCGAACCUGCUGCUAGGCCCUGCCAUGGGCUAACCCAGGGCACAUGGGAGAAGAAGGGGGACCUUCCUUUUGUCCCAAGCCUUAAUGAUAGAGGUUACAGCAGCUGGCAGUGACCCCUCCAGCCCCACCCCUCAGCGUUGUUUGCCUAAGCAUCUCAAGGAGGAGGUGAAGAUCCCCUGACUGUGAAGAAUGGUCCUGCUGCCAAAAAUAAACUUCUCUUCCCAAAUAGGGCUGCUCACCUGGUGCCUUGUCCCACAGCUGGGUGUCCUGGAGACAUGGCCAACGUACCUCUUCCCUCCCUCUUCCCCCUGCCCCACCCGGCACUCUCCUUGGGCAGUGAGGAGAAAACGUAACUUGCUACAAAGCACAGCUGGCCCCAAGCUGCUAAGUUUAGAUGUGAACUUUCCCUGAAUUUGGGGAGAAAGGGAGCAGGUUAGGAACUGGAGUUUGCUUAGCUCAGUAGAACCAGAUCCCCGAAUCUGGCCUGGGAUCUCCCUUCAACCCUACCCAGGACGUGGUGUGUUUGGGGUGGGGUGCGCUGUGCAGUCAGCUUCCCCUGGACCCCCAAAUACUUUGCUAGGUGUGUGGUUUUGCACAAGCUUUUUUUUUUUGCCUCAGAUCUGUGGGGCCACAUUCCCUGGUCUCCUCAGUGUUUCCGCCAGCCAGGGACUGCUGUACCCACAGCCUCCCCUGGCUCCCUGAGAACAUGUAGCGAGUCUGCAGGAGAUGCAGAUGGAAAAGGUAGAACCCCUGCACUUUCCUUAGGCUACAAUAGUGCAGCCCCAACUCCCUCCCCUCACAUUCUCAGUGCCUGAGUCGUUCGUGCCCCGCACCUUCUUUAUGCUGGCCUUGCUGACGGAAAGGGACCAUAAGCCCAUGGCAUACGGGAAGAGCACAACGGGGAUCACAGCAGCAGCAGGGGUCACGCUGGCGGAACCAAAGCAAUGGCUCUGGCUGUGCAGUGGGCCCGUAGGUCCAAGUGAGGACACCUCUGCUUUGCACGGGUGGCUGGCACGGCCCCUGGCAGCGCUAGCAUCGGGAACGUGGAGCUCAGUGAGAGCCAACCCGGGUAUAUCUCCGGGAGCUGGGAAUCGCACUCCCAGUGUCGUCAUAGCCGGACACCAGCCCCCAAGCGCUGGGGAGCUAUGCAGCCAGCACUGAACUUUGAGCCUUGUGCAGCAGCCGGGAGCACCCCCGUUUUAUUCUGGCAGAGGGUUAACCAGGGCAAUAUCUGCUCCUACUGCAGACCAGAGUCUACGAUGGGUGCUAUAACAUGGCAGGGGAGGGUGUGCAUUGCAAAAUGGGCAUGUUUCUCCCAGUUGGAUGUCAAGCCAGCAUCCCACCUGCUGCUUAGUGGCUGGUUUGGCAAGGGUUAACCCUGCUCCCUUCAUCGGGCCCACCGGCUGGCUGAGCGCUCCGGCUGCAUUCCCAAGGUCAGCUCACGUUGUCAGGGCAGCCGCAGACUGCUGGCGUAGGGCCCGUUCAGCCUGUUUGUCCCCGUGCCCUGCUCUGUCCUGCGCUUCGAUACUUGUGGUUCAAAUCUAGGGUGAUUGGUGUCACUGCAAUUACCAGUGGUGUUAAACAGCUGUGCCUUCUGCCAGGAGAACGGGCGCGGAAGAACAAACCUCGCAUUCUUACCCUGCAAGAAGAGCCAGUGUGUCCGGUGUUUUCUCAAAUGGUGAUAAUAAAACGCUGCUACUGUCUGGAUCUUA
Malaclemys terrapin pileata is the source of this 3822-nucleotide messenger RNA. It is a transcript of the gene ETNK2, whose product is annotated as ethanolamine kinase 2. The coding region runs from base 73 to 1455 and encodes 460 amino acids. The transcript has 8 exons. NCBI's taxonomy places the organism in Eukaryota, Metazoa, Chordata, Testudines, Emydidae. Gene Ontology annotation, molecular function: ethanolamine kinase activity. Gene Ontology annotation, biological process: phosphatidylethanolamine biosynthetic process. Gene Ontology annotation, cellular component: cytoplasm. The record is from RefSeq and is a predicted model, not a curated record.